Molecule: messenger RNA, 4239 nt
Organism: Odocoileus virginianus texanus
Lineage: Eukaryota; Metazoa; Chordata; Mammalia; Artiodactyla; Cervidae
Source: RefSeq, a predicted model, not a curated record
GAGAGAAGUGAGCAGAGAACAGAGCUGGGGAGAACUAGUGGCCCACGCUGGGUCAACAACGAAAUAAAGAACAGGGUCAGAGGCACCAGCAGCAAUGUGGCAGUCACGUUGUCUGCUACUCCUUUGCACGUCUCCUUGGUUUCUGCCCUAGGAGGUCCCAUGUGGUUCAGCUACAGAAAGCAAACUGAGAAUUGCUGAAUUGCUCUUCACCAUAGUAAAGGAUUCCAGAAUUAGGUUUAUCUUCUACUUGGUCAAAGACUACAGAAAACACCCCCAACACACCCAUGGUGCCAGGAAGCUGCUGGAGACACGGGGCCUGAGAUCAUUAAACAAAAGCAAUUAUACAGCUGAUCCAUCACAAGAACAUGUCCCCAGCCGAGGUCAUCAAUUCCCAGCAGAGAGAAGAUAGAAGCCAAGAAACUACCAAGAGCUGAUUAGAAUAUGUGUGUCUUGAAGAUAAAAAAAAAAACAAAAUAAAAACCUGUUGCUCCUACAAUGAUAACACAUCCUGGGAACAGACACAAGCCACAGCAUCACCGCACCACACAUUCUAUAGUGGGGACAGGCUGAUCUGUUGGAGUCUGAACCACUCACCUCUGAAUCGGAAGGGGGCUGGGCUACACUCGAAUAACUGUCAUUUUCCAGCACUAGCAGCUGACAUAUAACAGGUGCAUAAUAAACACUAGCUGGAUCCACACAGGUUUGUUUCCAUUUGCUGCCUGAUUCUCUGAAGAAAAAGAAAUACAUGGAAACAUCUAACGAUGAGCAAAGGAAAUGUAUAAAUCAUAAGCUAAUUUAGAGGUGUGUUAGGAUCCAGCCAAAAUGAUGAAAGUGAUGGCACAGUUCAGCUUCUGCCUCUGCAAGCACAGACUUGUUUCUCUGUCCACAGAAAUGACAAGGACCAAAAGCUGUAGUUCAUCUUCUUCAGGUCAAGAAGUGCUGAAAGUGACAGAAACCAAGAAAAUCAGAGAAGCACAAGGCUUGAAAGUUAGCAUAUAAGCGUUAUGGCAUUAGAUCACCUGGCUUCCUGGUCUCAGCUAUACCACAGGCUAGCUGCUAUUUUUGAGCAUGCAACCAUGGGGAAAGUGACCGCUCGUGUCAGCCGGGGAAGUCGGGGCGGUUUGGUGCCCGGGGAACGGCUGUAACUUCUACGUGACCAUGGUACCUGUUGAAAACGCAGAGGGCCCCAGUCUGCUGAAACCGAAGGGGCGCGCGGCGGAGGCUGAUGGCAGCGACAGAGCCAGCGGCGGCCCGCAUCCUCCCUGGGCGCGAGGUUGUGGCAUGUAUACGCUCCUGUCGUCUGUCACAGCUGCUGUCAGUGGCUUCCUGGUGGGGUAUGAACUUGGCAUCAUCUCUGGGGCUCUUCUGCAAAUAAGAACCUUGUUAGCCCUGACCUGCCAUGAGCAGGAAAUGGUGGUGAGCUCGCUGCUCAUCGGGGCCCUCCUGGCCUCUCUAAUCGGAGGGGUCCUGAUUGACAGGUACGGGAGAAGGGCCGCCAUCAUUUUGUCCUCCUGCCUUCUCGGACUUGGGAGCCUGGUCUUGAUUACCAGUUUAUCUUACACCACUCUGAUAGGGGGGCGCAUUGCUAUUGGAGUUUUCAUUUCACUCUCCUCCACCGCCACUUGCGUCUACAUCGCAGAAAUUGCUCCCCAACACAGAAGAGGACUUCUCGUGUCACUGAACGAGCUGAUGAUUGUCAUCGGCAUUCUUUUUGCCUACAUUUCAAAUUAUGCAUUUGCCAACACUUCCCAUGGCUGGAAAUACAUGUUCGGCCUUGUUAUUCCCUUGGGAGUUUUGCAAGCCAUUGCAAUGUACUUUCUUCCUCCAAGUCCUCGAUUUCUGGUGAUGAAGGGACAUGAGGAAGCUGCUAAUAAGGUUCUUGGAAAGCUGAGAGCUAUCUCGGAUACAACGGAUGAACUCACUGUGAUAAAGUCUUCCCUGAAAGAUGAAUAUCAGUACAGUUUUUGGGAUCUCUUUCGUUCAAAAGACAACAUGAGGACCCGAAUCAUGAUAGGCUUAACGCUAGUAUUUUUUGUACAGAUCACUGGCCAGCCAAACAUAUUAUUCUAUGCAUCUACUGUUUUGAAGUCUGUUGGCUUCCAAAGCAAUGAGGCAGCUAGCCUCGCCUCCACGGGGGUUGGGGUCGUCAAGGUCAUCAGCACCAUCCCAGCCACCCUUCUCGUAGACCAGGUUGGGAGCAAAACCUUCCUGUGUAUCGGUUCCUCUGUGAUGGCAGCUUCGUUGGUGACCAUGGGCAUCGUGAAUCUCAACAUCCACAUGAACUUCACCAGUAUCUGCAGAAACCACAGUCCUAUCAACCAGUCCUUGGAUGAGUCUGUGUUUUAUGGACCAGGUAACUUGUCAGCCAGCAAUGACACUCUUAGAGAAUCCUUUAAAGGGAUGACUUUCCACAGCAGAAGCUCACCGAGGCCCAGGAGAAAUGACAUAGUCGGGAGAGGAGAAACGACCCUGGCAUCGUUACCAAAUGCUGGACUAAGCCAAACUGAAUACCAGAUCGUCACAGACUCUGCAGAUGUCCCCACUUUUUUGAAAUGGCUUUCUUUAGCCAGCUUGCUUGUUUACGUUGCUGCCUUUUCAAUUGGUCUAGGACCAAUGCCCUGGUUGGUGCUGAGCGAGAUUUUUCCUGGUGGAAUUCGAGGACGCGCCAUGGCUCUGACUUCCAGCAUGAACUGGGGCAUCAACCUCCUCAUCUCUCUGACAUUUUUGACGGUGACGGAUCUCAUUGGCCUGCCGUGGGUGUGCUUUAUAUAUACAAUUAUGAGUCUAGCAUCCCUAGUUUUUGUUAUUGUGUUUAUACCUGAAACAAAAGGAUGCUCUUUGGAACAAAUAUCAAAGGAGCUGGCAAAAGAGAACUAUGUGAAAAACAACAUUUGCUUUAUGAGUCAUCACCGGGAGGAAUUAGUGCCAAAACAGCUUCAAAAAAGCAACCCCCAAGAGCAGUUCUUGGAGUCUAAAAAGCUACGGGGUAAGGGACAGCCAAGGCAGCUUUCUUCAGAGAUCUGAUGGCCUCAAAACCCUUCAAGGGUUGAUACAGAAAGAGAACAGUUAGGGUGUCUUCCUACCAAUAUGUAUUAGCCACUCCCACGUUUUCUGUCCUGUCAUGGAACUAGUUUAAAAUGGAUAUCCUGAAAUUAUACCAUCUUCACUCAUUACCCCGCCCCCCAAAGGAACCAUGAAAGGUGUUUGAGGAACAAGGUCCCAGGUGGUCUCUUUCUUACUCUGAGCAGGAUACCAGGAUAAAAAUAAUACCACCAGGUUCAGUAUUUUCCACCUUCUUCACAGAGCAUCCUUUGAAAGAUGAUGAACUAGUGAUGAGAGCAACUUUUAUCUUAAAGUUCGUUAUGCACAGAGGCCUGUUAUGGCUUUAUUAUUCAGACACAUAAGCUGUCUGAACAUAAGCUUAUGGUUCUUUGCCUAACACACUCCCCACACUAGGUCUGGUGUAAAAAAGAACCAAGACACAAUAUGGACAAUUGCACACAUAUUCUAGGUUAGGAUAGGGUCCUAACUGGUUAGAACUUCAGUGAUCAUUUCUAAUUAUAGUUCAACAAGUAUAAAGAUUAUCCAUCUUAUUUUAUGAAUCAUGGACUACAAUGUAAUUCAAAAUAUUCUUUUAUGAAUUUGAUGUUAGUAUUACAAAGUACUAAAAAGAAGCAACUCUGCAAUAGUUGAGAAAGAUAAGCAUUUUUUUAUCCAUUAAAAAAAUGUAUGAGUAGAAAGGAUACUUUCAAAAUCGUGGGAUCAUAUUUAUUUAGUAGUAGUUGUUAGUAAAACAUGAGAAAAGGAGUCAGUCAUUAGGUUAUUUAUCCAAAUCUGUUAAGUAGUUAGGUUUUGAGUUACUAAGUUAAGCUUACACAUGUCUCUCUUUGUAAGGCUUUCAUGAUAACUUAGAUCCAUAGUUUCCUGCAGUUCUUCACAUGCCUCAGGAAUAUCACUACCUCAGGUUACAGCCUAUGGGCUAUAAGUGAUGCUGACUUUCAGAUACUUGCAGACAUAAUAAAUGACAUCUAGACAUGGGGACAAUUCCCUCACUAUGUUCUUUUCUAUAUGAUGAAACAGAGAUCACUGACUGUACCAGAAGCAUGGGUUUUCACCCACACAGUAAUGGACUGCUCUUUUCUGUACUGCACCAGUUGAAUUUGAAGAUGUGGGGAGGCAUUUUACCAAUACAAUUUGGUACACUGGUAGAAAAUCUACAAUAAAAAAUCUCAAACCAUU